GCUUUGGGAGGGGUUCUGCCCGCCUCCCUGGCACAACUCGGUUUGGCUCAUACAGCUGAAAAUCAGUUUAUAGGCGACAGUUACUCUUCUCUCAACCCGUUAGAACAAUGUUCAGAAACGUCAGCUGAGAGCGACACAACUACUUUUUCGGCGUGAGCUCGUGAUGCUUGAUUCGCGCGCAGUCCGCGUGCCCUCUCAUGUCUUGUGCGCUUCUCUCAGACAUCAUUGUGUUUUGGGGUUCUCUUUUUUAAAUACGUUUACUCGUUUGUAAAAAAAACUUUUUUUAUUUUUUUCAUUUUUUUCAUUUUUUUUUUUUUUACAGUUUUAGUUUCUAAUUAACGCGUCAUUUCAAUAAUGUCGAGAAGGAAAGUGCGUCUCGCGCGCUCGGAGCGGACACUAAGCGAGGACUCGGACAUAGACAGCCUGCUGGAGAGCCUCUCUCCUGAUGAGGUGGAGGAGCUGGAGAGGGAGCUGGUUGUCAUCGACCCGGAUCCCAGUGUGCCCGUGGGGCUCAGGCAGAAGAACCAGACCGAGAAACAGCCGACACGCGGGUACGACCGUGAGGCCAUGCUGGACUACUGCGAGCGCGAGACCAAGAAACUCAUAGAGAGAGAGCUGUCCUUUGAGGGAGAGGCCAAAGGUGAAGGCCGUAGACGGGAGAGACUACGUAGAACAAGAAGCAAAGAACAGCAGAGUUUUUCUAGGUCACACAGCCGUGAAGCAUCAGAUAAAGAUGAGGCAAAAAAUGAAAAAGCACAUGUCCAAGAGGAAAAAAGUCUGCACAAAAAUUGCACAGAUGAAGAAAUGAAAAAAAAGGAUGAGGUCAAGGCGACCACUGACAACAAAACCGAAUGGAAAAACAGUGAAAGAGGAAAAGAAAUGUUAGCAGGGAGGAAUUUAGAUACAGAGGAAGAAAAUAAAAAAGAUAACCAAAAGGAAGCAUGUAAAAAAGUGCGAGGUAGCAGCAAAACAUCAGAGCUUAUUUCCAAACUACAGAAAAAGGAGGAAAAUAAAGAAAAGGAGAGAAAGGACAGCAGUAAGAAUGGAGAAAACUUGAGAACAAAAGGGUUAAUAUCCAAGUUAAAAGUCAACAAAGAUGUAGAAAACACAGAGAAAGAAGAGAAAGGAAAGGUAGAGAAAAAAAGAGAGACUAGGGCAAAAGAACUUGUUUCCAAAUUGGAGGAGCAGAAGAGAGACUCAGAAAAUGGCAGAGUUUCAGACAGGAGAAGCAGACUGAGAGACUUGAAGGAUCCUGUGAUAGUGAAAAAGAAGGAAAAGGAAGAGUAUAGUGAAAAAACUAGACCCUACACUGAAAGAGAUUUAACUGAAACAGAGAAAAGGAAGGACAGACUGAAACGGUGGCAGAAAGUUGAUGAGACAGACAUUGAGCAAGAAAAACAGAAAGAGAAAAAGCAAGAAAGAGGUAAAGAUGAAGGGAAUAGUGUAGUGAAAAAUGCUAAAACAUACAGUAAUGUUAAUGAGACCUGUAGUAGUGGGGAUGAGGAAGAACAUAAUGAUGAGGAUGAUUAUAUGGACAGUGAUACUGGCUCCAGCAUGUUUGAUGACCUCUUGGAGCAGGUCCGUAGUGAUGAUCCUGAACUCACCGAGCUUAAUAUCAACAACUCUGAUGUAAUCAAGACAGAUACUCUGAUCCACUUUGCUGAAGGACUUCGCAGUAACACUCACAUUAAAACAUUUGCUCUUGCCAACACCAGAGCUGAUGAUCAUGUAGCUUUUGCCAUUGCUGGGACUUUACGGAACAACACUACGUUAACAGGGAUCAACCUGGAUUCCAACCUUCUCACUGGCAAAGGCAUUCUGGCUAUUAUUGAGUCUUUGCAGCACAAUGUAACCCUUAAAGAACUUCGUUUCCACAAUCAGAGACACAUCUGUGGAGGAAAGACUGAAAUGGAAAUGGCUAAGGUGCUACGGGAUAAUACUUCAUUACUCAAGUUGGGUUAUCACUUUGAGCUAGCUGGGCCAAGGAUGACCAUGACCAACAUCCUUAGUCGUAAUAUGGACCUUCAAAGGCAGAAACGACUGGAAGCUCAGCGCGUUGCCAAGCAGGAAGCUCAGACAAGCUCACCAGCUCCCAGUGAAAAGAAAAAGAAGCUUAUACCUGACAAGUCCACAAUUAAGCAGACUCCACAGUCCAACCAUGUUGAGAAAAAGGAAUCUAUAUUAGCAAAAGUUUCCAAAUUUAACAAUCCCAAUUCACCCCCCAAAACCACUUCACCCCCCAAGUCCAUGGCUGCCCCCUCAUCUUCCAAACCAAAAGUUAAAAAAGGUGGGCUCACUACAGAGUCAAGCCCAGGUCCUCCAGCUCCUCCUCCUCCUGCCCCAGUGCUGGAUAUUCAGUCACUUCGGAGGUCGUUGUCCUCAGUCUCACAGCGCAAACAAGACAGCAGCAAUGUUUCAGGACGGGGGACACAAAAGAGUUCCAGAGAUCAGUUGCUGGACUCUAUCAGGAACUGCAACAUGAACACACUCAAAAAAGUCGAUGUUCCUAAGUGGCUGAAGUAGCUGAUGGCAUAGGAAGCAGAAGCGGAGCAAGUCAGCUUUAGUGGAUGUCCAUGAUGGCAGUGAUGGCUCUGGAGUCAAAUGCAAAAAUAUUUGAGAAUAGUAUAUUUGGUAUAUUAGAGCAAUGCUUACAAAGCGUUAUCUACUAAAAUCCUUAGAUCCUUAAUGCUGUAAGAAAAUUAAACAUAUUUUUUAUA
This is a messenger RNA of Clarias gariepinus (North African catfish), 2717 nucleotides long. RefSeq names its product leiomodin-1 (gene lmod1a). Lineage: Eukaryota; Metazoa; Chordata; Actinopteri; Siluriformes; Clariidae. The record is from RefSeq and is a predicted model, not a curated record. Gene Ontology annotation, molecular function: tropomyosin binding. Gene Ontology annotation, biological process: muscle contraction; myofibril assembly; pointed-end actin filament capping. Gene Ontology annotation, cellular component: myofibril; striated muscle thin filament. Bases 355 to 2523 code for a protein of 722 amino acids. The transcript is spliced from 3 exons.